Larimichthys crocea (large yellow croaker) is the source of this 3398-nucleotide messenger RNA. Its product is annotated as acetyl-coenzyme A synthetase 2-like, mitochondrial. Gene Ontology annotation, molecular function: acetyl-CoA synthetase activity; AMP binding. The transcript is spliced from 13 exons. Gene Ontology annotation, cellular component: mitochondrion. NCBI's taxonomy places the organism in Eukaryota, Metazoa, Chordata, Actinopteri, Sciaenidae. The record is from RefSeq and is a predicted model, not a curated record. The coding region runs from base 563 to 2410 and encodes 615 amino acids.
UUUGCAGGUGUUUUAAGGUGUUUGCAGGUGUUUGCAGGUGUUUUAAGGGCGUCCACUUUGUUAGGAACACCUGUUCAAUCCCAAACAGCUUCAUGAAGCUGAUCAUGUUUCAGAGAUUACUUUAUGAAUGAAUCAAAUGUAUUAAUUCAUUAUUAAUGAGGUCCGAUCGAUGCAGGCCGACCUCCAAACUUCCAGGACUUCAAGGACCCGUCUCUGUUGUUUUUCUGAUAAUAUUCCAAUAAUAACGACAGCUGCAUGUCGGUAUCGGGUCAGGAUUUGUUCUUGUUACAUAAAUGAUUUUGUAAAUCUGCCUCAUGAAGCACAAACAGCAUCUUUAAUCCACUUUAGGAUUAUUGUGAAGCUCAGGGCAGCAUGGAUGUGUUCAUGCUGCAUGUCUGAAUAAUUACAACAUACAACAGAACAAACAGCCUCCCACAGAGGAACCCAUUGUUUCUACGGAGUCACAAAGGGACAAAAGGUGGUUCUGUUCUGGACUCAGAGGUUCUGUUCUGGGCUCAGAGGUUCUGUUCGGUCCAGCCAUGUUCACUGGAAGGUAGAGCUGAUGAAGUCCACCUGUCUGACCGUUUUUACAGGAAACAUAAAAACAAGUGAACAGAACUCUACUUCCUGUUUCGUGUGGACCAGGUGUUUAUCUGUGAACAAAAAUGUUUCAGAAAACUGUCUGGACGUCCAUGUUGAGAAACAUCCAGACCGGGUGGCUCUGAUCUGGGAGCGAGAUGAACCUGGUACUGAAGUGAAGGUCACGUACAGGGAGCUGCUGGAGACGACAUGCCGCCUCGCCAACACCCUCAAAAGCUACGGGAUCCAAAAAGGGGACCGGGUGACCAUUUACAUGUCAGUGUCCCCGCUGGCGGUGGCGUCCAUGUUGGCGUGCGCCCGUAUCGGUGCGGUGCACACGGUGGUGUUUGCCGGGUUCAGCUCAGAGGCUCUGGCAGGAAGGAUCCAGGACGCUGGCUGUGCAGCCGUGCUCACCUGUAAUGAAGGUGUGAGGGGGGGGCGGGUCAUCGACCUCAAGUCCACGGUAGACGCCGCCGUCAGGAGCUGCCCGACUGUCCGACACGUGUUUGUCUCUCAGAGGACGGACAAACCCGCCGUGAUGGGACAGCUGGACGUCCCCCUGGACCAGGUGAUGAUGUCACAGUCUCCGGCCUGUCCCGCGGAGCCUCUGGACAGCGAGGAUCUUCUGUUUCUUCUCUACACGUCAGGCAGUACGGGGAAACCGAAAGGCAUCGUCCACACACAGGCCGGAUACCUGCUGUACACGUCAAUGACACACCAGUACGUGUUCGAUUACCGGGACGGUGACGUGUUCGGCUGCGUGGCGGACGUCGGCUGGAUAACGGGACACAGUUACGUGGUGUACGGCCCGCUGUGUAACGGCGCCACCACCGUCCUGUUUGAGAGCACACCUGUUUACCCGAACCCAGGCAGGUACUGGGAGACCGUGCAGCGUCUGAGGAUCUCUCAGUUUUACGGCGCUCCCACGGCUCUUCGCCUGCUGCUGAAGUUCGACAACAGCUGGGUGAAGAAGUACGACCGCUCGUCUCUGCGGACGCUCGGAUCAGUGGGAGAGCCCAUCAACCACGAGGCCUGGCACUGGUUCCACAGCGUGGUCGGAGACGGACGCUGUCCUUUAGUGGACACCUGGUGGCAGACAGAGACGGGUGGAGUCUGCAUCGCCCCCCGACCCGCCGACCACGGAGCUCCCAUCAUCCCCGCCAUGGCCAUGAGGCCGUUCUACGGCGUGCAGCCGGUGCUCAUGGGAGAGGAGGGUGACCCUCUGCCCGGUAACUCGGUGAGCGGCGCUUUGUGUAUCAGCGAGCCGUGGCCCGGGAUGGCGCGGAGCAUCUACGGCGACCAUCAGAGAUUCGUGGACGCGUACUUCAAACCGUUCCCUGGCUGUUACUUCACCGGGGACGGGGCGUUCCGCUCGGAGGACGGACACUACCAGAUCACCGGCAGGAUGGAUGAUGUCAUCAACGUGAGUGGCCAUCGCCUGGGCACGGCGGAGAUCGAGGACGCUCUGGACGAACAUCCAGCUGUUCCAGAGACGGCCGUGAUUGGAUAUCCACACGACAUCAAAGGAGAAGUACCGUUUGCCUUCGUGGUGUUGAAGGAGGACUUUGGCUCCGCCCCCCUCGCCGUCCUCCAGGAGCUCCGUGAACUCGUCGCCACAAAGAUCGCCAAGUACGCCGUCCCAGAGCACUUCCUGGUGGUGAAGCGGCUGCCAAAGACGCGCUCCGGGAAGAUCAUGAGGCGGAUCCUCAGGAAGGUCGCCAUGGAGACAACGGGCGACCUUGGUGACGUGUCGACUCUGGACGACCCGUCCGUCGUCAAGGAGAUCAUCGAGGCCCACGAGCUGUACAGGAAGCAGAGGGGACAGGAGUAGGACUUCCUGUCACCUGUGGUUACCCACAAUCCUCUGCUCCUGUGCAGUGCCAGGCUAACAGUUUCCCUCUGUUUCUAGUCUUUAUGCUAAGCUAAGCUAACCGUCUGCUGUCCCUUUAAGAGCUCGUCGAUCAAAUUUGACCAAUCAGAGACGAGCAUUCAAAAGCUGUUUUUUAAUUUGUUUAUUUAAAAAAUCUACUUAAAGAUUAUAAAUGGAAUAUUGUUAAAUGAGAAAAUAUGAAACGUUUUAAAGAAUCUAAUGAAUAAUAAAUGUCUUUGAUGUUCAUGAACUGUUGUUUGAUGUUUCUGUUCACAAUAAAUAAACAAAUGAGUUCAUCGAUCAGCUGUUAAUCCUGUAAAUAUGGUGAUCAUAAACGUACUGAACGCCCAGAACCAGACACAGACCUCGAGGUCCACGCCUGACCCAGACUAACUACAGCAGGACCUCGAGGUCCACGCCUGACCCAGACCAACUACCGCAGGACCUCAAGGUCCACGCCUGACCCAGACCAACUACCUCAGGACCUCGAGGUCCACGCCUGACCCAGACCAACUACCGCAGGACCUCGAGGUCCACGCCUGACCCAGACCAACUACCGCAGGACCUCGAGGUCCACGUCUGACCCAGACUAACUACCGCAGGACCUCGAGGUCCACGCCUGACCCAGAGUAACUACCGCAGGACCUCGAGGUCCACGUCUGACCCAGACUAACUACCGCAGGACCUCGAGGUCCACGCCUGACCCAGACUAACUACAGCAGAACCUCGAGGUCCACGCCUGACCCAGACUAACUACCGCGGGACCUCGAGGUCCACGCCUGACCCAGACUAACUACCGCGGGACCCUCGAGGCCCACGCCUGACCCAGACUAACUACCGUGGGACCUCGAGGCCCACGCUUGACCCAGACUAACUACCGCGGGACCUCGAGGUCCACGCCUGACCCAGAUUAACUACCGCGGGACCUCGAGGCCCACGCCUGACCCAG